Molecule: messenger RNA, 3155 nt
Organism: Pocillopora verrucosa
Lineage: Eukaryota; Metazoa; Cnidaria; Anthozoa; Scleractinia; Pocilloporidae
Product: BTB/POZ domain-containing protein KCTD3-like
Biological process (GO): protein homooligomerization
Molecular function (GO): protein binding
Source: RefSeq, a predicted model, not a curated record
CGCCAUCUUGGUAAACACACAGACAGGUGAAAUGAUGGAGGGAUUUUGACAACUGGAAAACUUUCCCUGAAAACACUUGGUGGGAAAUGAGCUUGGGAGAAAUUGUCACCCUCAAUGUUGGUGGAAGAAAAUUCUCGACUUCUAAGCAGACACUGACGUGGAUUCCAGACUCAUUUUUCUCUAGUUUACUAAGUGGGCGAAUUUCAUCUCUAAGAGAUGAAACAGGAGCGAUAUUUAUUGACAGAGAUCCAGAAGCCUUUGUUCCCAUAUUGAAUUUUCUAAGAACCAAAGAACUUGAUGCAAGAGGGUUAGACUUAAGGGUAAUCAAACAUGAAGCUGAGUUUUAUGGGAUCACUCCUCUAGCCAAGAGGCUAGCCUUAUGUGAAGAGGUAUCCAAUUCCAAAUGUGGCAAUGUGUUGUUCCAUGGAUAUCUCAACACUCCAGAGUUUCCAGCUCCUCCUGUGUCAAGGCACUCAUCAUCAGCUGCCCUCACAAGGAGAAGCUCUACAUCAACUGUAAUAAGCACCUCUCGUUAUGAACCUGACACUGCAAGCUACCGAGAUGUUGGUGUCAGAGAAGUCCCUGAUGAUAAUGAAGGUGCUGUUGUUAUGGAUGUAGACCCAAGGAAAGUGUUGAUGGUGAUAGGACACCACAGUUUUGUUGCCGUAGCUUUUGCACAUUCUGUUUUUUGUUACCGAUCCAAAGAUUCAGUUGGCUGGGAGCUUAUUUUCUCUACUCCUUAUCUGCAUAACACUGUGGAAAGAAUGGCUUUGAAUGCAAAGGUGUCAUCCAGUUCUUUUGGAGACAAAAUGCUGGCAGUUUCAUCAGAGGGUAGAAUUCGGUUAUGGAGCUUUAACACAACUGACCACACUCAAGAUGUUGUGAAAUUUGAAAUUGGGACCUUUGAUCUUGGUGUCACUGUAGAUGCUCUGUUUUUCAUUGGAAGCCAACUUGUAGCCACAAGCCACACAGGAAAAAUUGGGGUGUGGAAUUCAAUGACACAACAUUGGCAGAUCCAAGAAGUGACGCCGAUUUCCAGCUAUGACACCGCUGGUUCCUUCCUUCUUCUUGGCUGUACAAAUGGCUCUAUUUAUUACAUUGAUAUGCAAAAGUUUCCACUGAGAAUGAAGGAUAACGACCUUCUGGUUACAGAGCUGUAUAAAGAUCCUAAUGAAGACAUGGUGACUGCACUCAGUGUGUAUUUAACACCCAAGACAUGUUUAAGUGGUAACUGGAUUGAGAUCGCAUACGGUACAAGCUCGGGAACGGUACGAGUGAUCGUUCAACAUCCCGAGACAGUAGGCCACGGACCACAGCUCUUCCAGACAUUCAUGGUACAUCGGAACCCAGUUAUAAAAGUCAUGCUAAGUGAGAAAAACCUUGUCUCCAUUUGCUCCGAGUAUAACCAUGUGCGCUCGUGGAACGUGACGCGUUUUCGGGGCAUGAUCUCCACGCAACCAGGUUCCACGCCCCUCGCAUCUUUUAACGUAGUUUCUCUCGAGGCGCAGGACGCUCAUCCAAGUUCCUUAGCUGGUAAUGGCAUCGGCCCCUUCGGCGAGCGUGAUGAUCAACAAGUGUUCAUUCAGAAGCUCGUACCUGACACCGAUCACGUGAUUGUGCGUUUCUCCUCCACAGGAAAAAGGGUCUGUACGAUACGUUCAGUGGACGGCAGCAACAUCACUUCAUAUUGUGUACAUGAAUGUGAUGCUUCUAGUCGAAUGGGAUCCAGACCCCGGCGGUUCCUGAUAACGGGACAUUCGAACGGAUGUAUACAAAUGUGGGACUUGACAACUGCUUUAGAAAUUGCAACCAAAACCACAGGAGAAAACUCAGCCGAACGCGACGAUAUUGGCAAUGUCACGCAAGGCGAACUGUUAAGAACAUUAGAGCAAUGUGACCUCAGUGCUUCACGCUGUACCACUCCCUCCAUGUCGCCUGCCACGUCACUCCUGCACACAAAUCUCACGGGCUCACGACUAAAGCUUUCUUACUCAUGGCCCAGUUUGGGCGAAGAUGACCGCGAGGAGGCUGAAGGCAGUGGUGGAAAGUCCAAGUACGGAAUUCUAGUGUCGCAAUGUUAAAAUGUUGGAUGUAUUGAAAACACCUUACAAAUAAUUGGGAAUAUUAACAUAAUUUACAGCCAGAACAGGCUCUAAACAUAAAGUACGGAAUAUUUGAACCUGACACCUUUGUAUUCGAUUUUUUUUUUCAAUGGCUAGACGCUGAAUUCAUUAAUUGUUCAAAGACUCAAACACGAUUGGAAUAAAAUUUUCCCUUUCCUCGGUUACCGCUUCGGUUAUCGCUCAAUUGGUCGUCGCCCCGUGCUUAAAAGAAUCCGUCAAUUCUUAGUUAAAUGGCAUUAAAGAGGUAAGUAGUAAGGUAAUCGACCUUGAUCACACCGAAGUUAAGUUUUGUUUGUGGGAAUCACCACCUGACUUUACUUAUUGCUGUCACCCCUACUAAUUCUCACGGUAGCAAAAAUCACUUUCCAUGUAGUUAACUACCAUGUCAACCAAAACCUUGUUUUAAAUGCGAAGGAAUAAUAUUCCACGACUGGCUUUCUGUUUCGACAACUAAUGCCAGUAACUCUCUUGGACAUAUUUGAAAAUUUCCAUCACUAAUGAAAAGGUUAUGUUUAACACUUUAACUCCCAAGAUCUGAUAAGUUAUCUCCUUCAAAGUGUAAUAGUGUUGUCAAUUUGGUGUUUUAUUAAGAUUACACCCUCUAAUUGAUGAGUUUGUGUCUUCUCAUGACUCAUUUGCAGGGGUAUGUAUUGAUUGAAAAAGAAUUUAAAUGCCAAUCACAAUCACAUCUGGGAGUUGAAGUCUCAUAUUUUGUUGUCGCGACAGUUGCAACUGAUUUAUAAUUCAUAGAUUGUUGGGUCGGAUUUUACAUUUUGGAGUUGAAAUUCCGUAAAUUGUUAGUAAAUGACACGGAGCCGGCGUGGCAUGGCACGGGGUUUUCCAGAGCGUUUUCUUCAACCAACAAGUCACGUUUACUUCGAACAACUGGCAUUUACAGAAAAAAGUUGUGAAACUUAAUGAAGCCAGUUUGACUUUAGGAUAACUUUAUUUAAAUACUGACUUUCUGAUUGGUUUGGUUUCCCAUCGCAGAAAUUGUUAAUUUAUUGAAAUAAAAAUGUGCGAUGAACUUAA